Mizuhopecten yessoensis (Yesso scallop) is the source of this 1764-nucleotide messenger RNA. Its product is annotated as protein HID1-like. The coding region runs from base 53 to 1747 and encodes 564 amino acids. The record is from RefSeq and is a predicted model, not a curated record. The transcript has 13 exons. Gene Ontology annotation, cellular component: membrane; Golgi medial cisterna; Golgi trans cisterna. Lineage: Eukaryota; Metazoa; Mollusca; Bivalvia; Pectinida; Pectinidae.
UAGUCAACAAAAAAACAUCUGUGAAUGAAGUGCCAACAAGGCGAAAUAAGACAUGGGAAAUACAGAUACAAAGCUUAAUUUUCGCAAAGCUGUUAUACAGUUAACAACAAAGACACAGCCAAUAGAGGCCAGUGAUGAGGCGUUCUGGGAACAGUUUUGGUCUGAAAGUGUGACAUGUGUCCAGGAUGUUUUCACACUGAUUCCUGCAGCAGAGAUUCGAGCACUGAGAGAAGAGUCUCCAUCAAAUCUUGCGACACUAUGCUACAAGGCAGUGGAAAAGCUUGUGUCUGCUGCAGACUGUGGUUGUCCUUCCCAGCGAGAACAGCAGACAGUGUUAAACUGUGUGAGACUGCUGACCAGAGUUCUACCCUACAUAUUUGAGGACCCUGACUGGAGAGGGUUUUUCUGGUCUACCCUUCCUGGCCAGUCAGAGGAAACAGAGAAUGAAAGUCCACCAUUGGCGCAAUCCCUGAUCAAUGCCAUAUCAGACCUGCUAUUCUGCCCAGAUUUCACAGUAGCAUCCAGUAGGAAGACAGGACCUGAUAACCCUGAAGACAUGCACACUAUAGACAGUUGUGAGUACAUCUGGGAGGCUGGUGUCGGCUUUGCUCACUCUCCCACCAGGAACCAGUACUACGACCAGAACCGAUGUGAGAUUAUCAAACUUCUACUCACCUGCUUCUCCGAGACCAUGUACCUCCCUCCUGUUGCUGAUGCUCACAGUCAUCCGAAUCAGUGGAUCCAAUACUUCUCCUCCACAGAAAACAGACAUGCCCUGCCACUCUUUACCUCACUCCUGAACAUUGUGUGCGCCUAUGACCCGGUAGGGUAUGGUGUACCCUACAACCACCUCAUGUUUAACGACUCGAGUGAACCACUGGUGGAGGGCGCUUUACAGGUGCUUUGUGUGACGUUAGAGAAUGAUUCCUCCUCGCAGCAGAAUGUGUCUGUGGAUGGGACGUCUGGGGGUACCGCCAUGGAACAGCAGAGUGAUGUAAGACAUUUUCAUAUGAAGGAAAUUCAAAGACUAAUCAAACAGCCUUUUUUCACUCAAAAUCUCACAUAUGUCUCUCACACACACCUAUUUAUUCAACUUCUUGAUGUUCCCUCACUGUAUAUUAGUAUAGACAAGAUGACGGAGAGAGCAGCUCCCGAUGAAUGUAAUGCUGACCCCACCUUAAAGGAGCUGGCCACAUCAAGCGGAACACACAAUGUCCAGCCCCCUAAUGAGAUUCAAGACCCUACAGAUGGGGAGAAAGAGGAAGGGGCUGAAGGCACUGAGAAACCAAAGAUGACAAGGACAAAAAGCUUGCCCAGCUCUCCAGCCAGUCCCACCCACUCCGCCGCAGGGUCAGAUGCAGGAGGGCGUGCCCCCAUGAUAAGGACAGCCUCCACUUCCAGCCCGGGAGCCUGGGUAGCCACACCUGACUGGGUGAUGUCAUGGAAACAGAAAUUACCUCUUCAGACCAUAAUGAGGAUGUUACAGGUGUUGGUCCCACAGGUAGAGAAGAUCUGUAUAGACAAAGGUCUGACUGAUGAGAGUGAGAUCCUGAAAUUCCUCCAGCAUGGUACAUUGGUUGGUCUCCUACCUGUGCCGCACCCUAUCCUUAUCCGCAAGUACCAAGCUAACAGUGGUACAACCAUGUGGUUCCGCACCUACCUGUGGGGCGUCAUAUAUCUCAGGAACGUGGACCCACCAGUGUGGUAUGACACAAAUGUGAAGUUGUUUGAAAUCCAGCGAGUUUGAAAUUCUUUAAAGAACAA